AUGGGGAGACAGGAGAGGAGGCGGGGGAACAGAACGGGGAGACGGGGGACAGGGCGGGGAGACAGGAGAGGAGGCGGCGGGGGACAGAACGGGGGGGACAGGAGUGGAGACAUGAGAGGAAACGGGGGACAGGACGGGGAGACAGUAGAGGAGACGGGGGAGGACAGAACGGGGAGACAGGAGAGGAGACGGGGGAAAGGACGAGGAGACACGGGAGAGGAGACGGGGGAGGACAGAACGGGGAGACAGGAGAGGAGACGGGGGAGGACAGAACGGGGAGACAGGAGAGGAGACGGGGGAAAGGACGAGGAGACACGGGAGAGGAGACGGGGGAAAAGACGAGGAAACACGGGAGAGGAGACGGGGGAGGACAGAACGGGGACACAGGAGAGGAGACGGGGGAAAGGACGAGGAGACACGGGAGAGGAGACGGGGAGACAGGAGAGGAGACGGGGAGACAGGAGAGGAGACGGGGGGACAGGACGGGGAGACAAGAGAGGAGAAGGGGGACAGAACGGGGAGACAGGAGAGGAGACGGGGGAAAAGACGAGGAGACACGGGAGAGGAGACGGGGGAAGGACAGAACGGGGACACAGGAGAAGAGACGGGGGAAAGGACAAGGAGACACGGGAGAGGAGACGGGGGGACAGGACGGGGAGACAGGAGAGGAGACGGGGAGACAGGAGAGGAGACGGGGGGACAGGACGGGGAGACAGGAGAGGAGACGGGGGGACAGGACUGAGAGACGGGAGAGGAGAAGGGGGACAGAACGGGGCGACAGGAGAGGAGACGGGGGAGGACAGGACGGGGAGACAGGAGAGGAGACGGGGGACAGGACGGGGAGACAGGAGAGGAGACGGGGGACAGGACGGGGAGACAGGAAAUGAGACGGGGGACAGGACGGGGAGACAGGAGAGGAGACGGGGGACAGGACGGGGAGACAGGAGAGGAGACGGGGGACAGGACGGGGAGACAGGAGAGGAGAAGGGGGACAGAACGGGGAGACAGGAGAGGAGACGGGGGAAAAGACGAGGAGACACGGGAGAGGAGACGGGGGAGGGCAGAACGGGGACACAGGAGAAGAGACGGGGGAAAGGACGAGGAGACACGGGAGAGGAGACGGGGGGACAGGACGGAGAGACAGGAGAGGAGACGGGGGACAGGACGGGGAGACAGGAGAGGAGACGGGGGACAGGACGGGGAGACAGGAGAGGAGAAGGGGGACAGAACGGGGAGACAGGAGAGGAGACGGGGGAAAAGACGAGGAGACACGGGGGAGGACAGAACGGGGACACAGGAGAAGAGACGGGGGAAAGGACGAGGAGACACGGGAGAGGAGACGGGGGGACAGGACGAGGAGACAGGAGAGGAGACGGGGGGACAGGACGGGGAGACAGGAGAGGAGACGGGGGACAGGACGGGGAGACAGGAGUGGAAAAGGGGGGACAGGACGGGGAGACAGGAGAGGAAAAGGGGGACAGAACGGGGAGACAGAAGAGGAGACGGGGGGACAGAACGGAGAGACAGGAGAGGAGAAGGGGGACAGAACGGGGAGACAGGAGAGGAAAAGGGGGGACAGGACGGGGAGACAGGAGAGGAAAAGGGAGGACAGGACGGGGAGACAGAAGAGGAGACGGGGGGACAGGACGGAGAGACAGGAGAGGAGAAGGGGACAGAACGGGGCGACAGGAGAGGAAAAGGGGGGACAGGACGGAGAGACAGGAGAGGAGAAGGGGGACAGAACGGGGCGACAGGAGAGGAAAAGGGGGGACAGGACGGAGAGACAGGAGAGGAGACGGGGGGACAGGACGGGGAGACAGGAGAGGAAAAGGGGGGACAGGACGGAGAGACAGGAGAGGAGACGGGGGGACAGGAGAGGAGACGGGGGGGCAGGACGGGGAGACAGGAGAGGAAAAGGGGGGACAGGACGGGGAGACAGAAGAGGAGACGGGGGGACAGGACGGGGAGACAGGAGAGGAGAAGGGGGACAGGACGAGGAGACAGGAGAGGUGGACGGGGGGACAGGACGGGGAGACAGGAAAGGGAACGGGGAGACAGAGACGGGGAGACAGGACGGAGAGACAGAGACGGGGGGACAUUUCUAUUUUGAAUGGCUUUUAA
Haliotis rufescens (red abalone) is the source of this 2121-nucleotide messenger RNA. Its product is annotated as spore wall protein 2-like. The transcript has a single exon. The coding region runs from base 1 to 2121 and encodes 706 amino acids. The record is from RefSeq and is a predicted model, not a curated record. Lineage: Eukaryota; Metazoa; Mollusca; Gastropoda; Lepetellida; Haliotidae.